This is a messenger RNA of Pieris brassicae (large cabbage white), 3799 nucleotides long. It is a transcript of the gene Tsf2, whose product is annotated as melanotransferrin. Gene Ontology annotation, biological process: iron ion transport. The coding region runs from base 125 to 2677 and encodes 850 amino acids. NCBI's taxonomy places the organism in Eukaryota, Metazoa, Arthropoda, Insecta, Lepidoptera, Pieridae. Gene Ontology annotation, cellular component: extracellular region; early endosome; plasma membrane. The record is from RefSeq and is a predicted model, not a curated record. The transcript is spliced from 17 exons.
UUAUAGUUGAUCUGUGUUGUUUAUUUCAGUUAGGCGGAUCGUUUUCGGGUGUGUCCGGUGUCCCAACUCUAAUGAAUUGAAUUAUUUCUAUUCUUAAAAACAUGAUAAUUUGAUAAAAAGAAAUAUGCUGAAAAUAGUUUUAUUACUUUGCUCGAUAGUUUCCGCUCAAGGAAGUUACUACGGUAGCGAGAGUAUAGCUAAUGGUAUCCACGGAGAACCUAAAAUUGAAGGCAAAGACAAAGUAACCUGGUGCACUACAUCUAUACCGGAACAGAAAAAAUGUGAAAAACUAUCCAAAACCGUACUUCAGGAUAAAGGACUUUUUGGAAAGGACUUCAUUGAAAUAGAAUGUAAACGGGCAUUUGAUGCAGAAGAAUGUAUGACAUGGGUUGAUCAAGGAGAUGCAUCAUUACUAGCUCUUGAUGCUGGAGAAGUAUAUGUUGCUGGAAGAUAUCACUCACUUGUCCCAUUACUGCAAGAGGUUUAUGGUGGUGGAGAACCCUAUCAAUAUGCAGUGGCUGUUGUAAGGAAAGGAAGUUUGCCCCAAGUACAACCUAGUGGAGGUUUGUAUGGACUACGAGGGGUAAAGGCCUGUUUCCCAGGUGUUGGAUCACUUGCUGGAUGGGUCAUGCCAAUACAUGUGCUUAUUAAAGAAGGUGGCCUCAAGAUAACUGACUGUAAUAAUCAUGUUAAAUCAGCGGUGGAAUACUUCAGUGAUUCAUGUGCCCCAAAUUCUUUGAAGGAUUUAUAUAAUCCAAUUGGAGAUAAUCCUGAUCAGUUAUGUAAGCUAUGCACUGGUGGAGCUGGAGUGCGUUGUACCCUGGCAGACCCUUAUGCAGGUUAUGAGGGAGCACUUAGAUGCCUUGUCAAUAAUGGAACAGGAGAAAUUGCCUUUGUGAGGGACAGUACAAUUCAACAUGCCUUACUCUCACAUAAAAUAUUAGGCGGCGUGACAGAGGCCGACUUCGAGCUGAUAUGUCGCGACGGUUCUCGGGCUCCAGUCACUGACUGGGAAAGGUGUAACUGGGGCCGAGUACCUGCUGACGCUGUACUCACUUCCAGUGUUGCCACCCCAGCCCUGAGAAGCAAAUACCAAAAUCUGAUAAUGAAGAUUGUUGAGCUUUAUGGUGAACCAAAUACAAUGAAUAAGAUGUCAAAUCGGACAGAUGCAUACCAACAGGACGCGUAUGGCAACUGGCUGUCGUCUACUACAGAACAAAACCGGUACUAUGAUGCGUUUAGACGAAAUCAAUUUGAUCGUAACGACCGGAAUGACGAAGGAAGUACUACGAUGUCUCCAUACAAACCGAGGGUUGACAAUUUCGGUCAACCCAUUGAAUUGCCAUUUAAACUGUUUGAAUCUGAAGGCACUACAGACCUCCUUUUGCAAGACUCCACAAUUAGCUUCCGAAUAUUGGAUGAAGAGGAGCAAGCAGCUCACCAUAUUUUAAAUAACAAAUAUGUAGGUGAUCAGGCGGAGAAGGCCGUCAUUGGUAUAAGGGACUGUCCAGUCAAACGCGCCACGCUUUGUGUGACCAGUGAUGCUGAAUAUGACAAAUGUAUUAAAAUGAGGAUAGCGUUAAAAGCCGCCUUCCUAUCUCCGUCGCUUAUAUGUUGGCGAGGGCAUAGUUCCCGGCACUGCGAGCGGGCAAUCGCUGACGGAACAGCUGACAUGGCAGUCUUUGACGCCGCCGAUAUGUUGCACGCUGCUUACAAAUAUCGACUGGUGCCGUUUAUGCAAGAGGUCUACUCGAGCGGAGACAGCUGGUAUUAUGCAGUAGCUGUCGGCAAAGAGCAAGAUCCAGAUACAGAUUUAACUUAUUUGAGAGGCAAGAACACCUGUCACACUGGUAUCGGUACAGCAGCUGGCUGGAUUUAUCCUUUGGCCUAUCUAAUAUCGAAUGGGUGGAUUAGACCGUAUGGCUGUGACGGCGCACACGCAGCGGCCCAAUACUUCAGUAAGUCAUGUACACCGGGCGCACUCAGCAGUGAAUAUGUAGACUCGGGCACUGUGCCUCAUGACAACCUGUGCCAUCUAUGCCAUGGAGCGUCAUAUCGUCGCUGCAGACGCGACGCAAGCGAGGAGUACUUCGGUCAUGUGGGUGCCCUGCGUUGUAUGGUAGAGGGGGGUGGAGACGUAGCCUUUGUAAGGCACACGGCACCUGCUGAGGUCACGGGUGGGCGACGUCGGGAGUGGUGGGCGCGUGACUUACUGGGAGAUGAUUUGCAGCUCAUGUGUCCAGAUGGUACGCGAGCAAAAAUUCACGAAUAUAAACAUUGCAAUCUGGGCAAAGUCCCGGGUUCGGUGAUGAUGGGACGAGCGAACCACACCGAGUUGGACACAUUCUCCAAUCUAAUGCUGUACGCUCUGCAACUGUAUGGAGCUACUGUCAAUGAUGAUUUUAGCUUCAGCAUGUUCUAUUCAAAGCCGCCAUACGCUGACCUGAUCUUUAGCGACGCGGCGGUCCGUCUAAAGCCCCUUCCACACAACAAGCGUUCGGCCGAAAUGAUCGCCGGUAAUUCGUUACCGCGCGCCGCACGUAUUGUGUCAUGUGACGCGCCGCAAGCAUCCUACUACAUAGCAUCGGACCCGGAUUUCCUCUCCCACGCCUAUAGAAAUGGUAUUUUGGGUCAAUUACUCUCGUUAAUGUUGGUCUUUGUGGCUAUAUUGCGAUAAUUAUGGUCAUCGUAAUAGCUAUUUGAUAUUUUUAUAUUCGUUCAUGAUAUUAAUAACUCGCUGAAACGCUUCUCUACACAAGAUGGCGUCUUUGCAGACCCUAUGAAGUUCCAUGUACACGAACACGUAAAGAAACGACAAGAUUUUACAUUCUUAAAUUUUACAAAUUCCUAUAUUACGUACAAAUACAAUCUCGAAAUUAAACUCCAAGACAGUAUAAUUAGGCUAAGAUAUAUUAUUAACAGGCAUGGUACGUCAUGUAACAAUCUCGUGUCACGUGACUGACAAAAAGCAAUAUUUUUUUAUUAUUUUAGUUAGCGACUAAAGCCACGCUUUAUUAAGAUUACAAAUAACACUUUUUAUACUCUCAAAUAGAAGCUUAAAAUUAUUGAAUAUAAUAUAAUUUAUUGUUCUAUGAAACAUAGUGAAUAUAUUUUGAAUAUAUUUCUCAAUGAUCAUACAGUAAUUUUAUCCCUGUCAUGCUGUAGUCUUAACUCGAAGGAAUAUUAGAAGUAUUUUUUUAGUUUAUAUAUACAUUAGAAUCGACACUAAUGUUGACACCACUUAAUUUUUAUUUAGUUAUUAUAACUGGUAACUUACCGUACAAUUUGCAAGCAAGUUGUCUAGCUUAUGUAUUGACGAUUAGAUAUAGACUAUUAUUUUAAAUUCAAAGACAUUUUAACAUUCCCUUAUUGAUAUUAUAUAAGAUGUGUAUUUCACAACAUAUUAUACUACAUGUAUAAACAAUUUAAUAAGUUGAUAGAUUUUCUCUUAAAUAGGUUAGAUUGUAUUUGAAGUCUUUAAAUAGCAAAUAUUUUUAAAACAUUUUUUAUUUAAGAAUCUAAACAGCUAUUACGUUUAAUGUUUGCAUAUCAGUCACAUAUAUAUUACACGACACGGCAGUAUUUUUAAACACAUACUUUUCUAAUACUCAUAUUUGGGUACUUGGAUGCUGUAUUUUUAUAUUUUGUAAACCUAAGGUAAGAUUAACUAUUCAUAGUGUCGUCUCGGCUUAGAAUCUUAUUAUUAGUAUUGAAUGUAAUUAUUUCCAUCCAGAAAAGCCUUAUUUAGUAUUUAAAACAUAUGUAUUCCGUCCAUUUACAAAUAAAAACAUUUUUAUAA